AUGACCAUGCCAAUCUACAGCAGAGGAAGCAGGAGCAGGAACGGCGGUAUCCCGACCAGCCCGCCCGCGGGCUUCUCGUUCGACCGGGCCGAGGUCAUCUACCAGCACGCCGACCGGGUCGUCUGGAAGGUCGGGCGCAGGUACAUCCUCAAGCGCGCCGACUUUGUCGACGACUCCGAGGCGGCCACGCACCGGUUCAUCUGGAAGUACACUCCGAUUCCGCUGCCCAGGCUCUACGGCGAGGGGCCGGGCGGCCCCUCCCGCCAACGUCGCUCCCACCACCACCACUACUACCUUCUGGAGGAGCGCAUCCCGGGCCAGACGCUCAGGGACUGCUGGGGCCGGCUGAGCCGGGCGGACGCGGAGGCGAUCGCGGAGCAGGUGGCCGGCUACAUGGAGGAGCUGGCGCGGUUCCGGGGCCGGCGGAUGGAGACCGUGACCGGGGCUCGGCUGCCCAACAACUGCUUCAACCCGCGGCCCGAAGAGCCGCACGAGCGGCUGGCCGGGCGGUGGGCGACCGACGACGACGUGUUCGACGGGACCUUUGCGCCCGCGCUGCGGCGCCGGGGCCUGGGCGAGGUCGUGGUGCGGGCGUGCCGGCGCACGAUGCCGCGGUGCGAGGGGCAGCUGGUCCUGACGCACGGGGACCUGUACGUGGGCAACGUCGUGGUCGACCCGGACCGGGCCCAGGUUACGGGCCUGAUCGACUGGGAGAUGGCCGGCUUCUGGCCCGAGUGGUUCCAGUAUGCCCGCAUCACGCACGGCUGCAGCCGCGACGACGGCGAGUGGAAGCGCGUGCUCAGCCGCGCCUCGCGUCCCCGCAUCCGCCAGGCCGACCACGGCCGCGUCUGGCUCGACGCCGUCAUGCUGCUGCUCUACCAGCCCGACAGCCUCCGCGCCCGCGCCUGGCUGCGCCUGCUCUUCCGCUACCAGCGCGGCGAGGUCGGCCGCGAGGCCCUGCGGAACUACCAGAACAUCGACGGGAGCGACAUCAGGAACCACCUUGCCGUGUACGAGGCCAUUCUGAACAACCGAGGCGGGCUGGGAGAUCAGGGGUACUACAGUUCGGCUUUGCGCUGGUAA
Messenger RNA from Thermothelomyces thermophilus ATCC 42464, 1083 nucleotides. RefSeq lists its product as uncharacterized. Bases 1 to 1083 code for a protein of 360 amino acids. The record is from RefSeq and is a predicted model, not a curated record. The transcript is spliced from 2 exons. Lineage: Eukaryota; Fungi; Ascomycota; Sordariomycetes; Sordariales; Chaetomiaceae.